AUGCGCUUACGUCAUUUUACUAAUUGUUAUUUUUGAUGGUUCAAAAAUGUUUUUUUUGUAAAUAAUUUAAAGUUUAAAUCCCAUGUCAUAUAAUUUAUAAAAUAUUCAACAUUAAAAUAUUCCCAUGGAAUACAUAACGUUAUUAGAAUACAAUUGACCUCGUCCUCUUAAUUUGAAGGACUGUCGUGUAAUUUGUUUAGGUAUGUCUGUUUGGUCAGCCAGUACUGUCGGCAAUAAUCAUCACUGCGGGCCUCCGAGCAGUCGCUACAGUUCUUCUAAAAAUUGGUGUCCAAAUCUGACUAAGUGUUAUUGAUGACAGGUCUUUUAUGAAGUCUUAGUAUUUGGUAUAUCCUGCACAGCCUGAGACGUGAUUCAACUAUUUCUUUUUAUAAAACACAAGUGUGUCAUGUCGGGUGAAACACCAAUACAGUCGGGGGAUGCAUUACACACACCAGCAUACCUUUCCUGGAGGAAGCUGCAACUCAGCCGAGCAAAACUUAAAGCAUCAAGCAAGACUUCAGCCCUUCUCUCCGGUUUUGCCAUGGUAGCAAUGGUUGAAGUCCAGUUGAAUCCGCCGUCUCAAACCAAAGUACCCCCGGCUAUGCUGGUAGCUUUCACUGUUUGUACCACGUUGUUGGUAGCAGUCCACAUGCUGGCCCUCAUGAUCAGCACCUGCAUACUCCCAAACAUAGAAGCAGUCGGCAAUCUCCACAGCAUAUCACUAGUCCACGAAUCUCCACACGAAAGGCUACAUUGGUAUAUCGAAAUCGCUUGGGCGUUUUCAACCUUGCUCGGUUUAAUUUUGUUUCUAGUUGAGAUAGCCAUACUUUGUUGGGUGAAGUUCUACGAUCUGAGCGAAACGGCCGCGUGGUCAGCCUGCGUCGUAUUAAUACCGGUUAUGAUAGUAUUUUUAGCGUUCGCGAUCCAUUUCUAUAUGUCGCUAGCUACACAUAAGUAUGAAGUGACAGUCACAGGUAUUAAAGAAUUGGAGCUGCUCAAAGAACAAAUAGAACUAGGUGAUCAUGACUCGAGGAUGAAUAAUCUAACACUUUUAGACCAGAAUAGGGCUGUCUGAUCGGUAACUGUUGUUAUAUAUACGUGAUAUAUUCAAAAUAAGUAUUUUUUUUAUAAUAGACGGAGUAAAAAGAAAUGUGUUUUAAAUUAUAUAUUUAUGUUUUAAUACGAUUGCCUUAAUUUGGUGCGAUUGAUCGUUUGUGAAUUACCAAGAAUUUUUUUACCGUAAUUAUGCUAAUAACGAGUACUUAUCAGCACGUACUUAUUGGGUGCCAAUGUAUUGCACAAUUACAAAUAUACCUUGAAAAUAUUAUAUUAAGCAAUGGUUAGAUUAUUAUCGUUAAAUUUACGAGUAGGUAUAUAUAUGGAGUGUGAUGAAAAAAAAAUUGAUUCUGUUUAUGUCACUAGGUAUAGACGAAAACGAAAAGUCAAAUAAACAGAUAAAAUAAAGAUUUGGAAAUCAUAUCAAAACUUGGACGAUGAUAUAGCGCCCGGCAAAUAAUUAUCUUCGAUUAGAAACAUAAUUUAAAAAAACAAUGACAUGUCUAGUAAAUAGCAAUAUAAUUGUAAUUUUUUUAGAAAAAACACGUUGAACCUGAAUCUCUGUGGAAUUAAAAAAUGCUAUUUGAAAUAUAUUUUAAUCGAAAUAGCGUUAAAUAUCAAGAUUGCUCAAAAAUACUUUGAAAUUCAGGGAUUUUGUUUAAUAUAUAGUGUUAAGUUUUCAUAUUAUUCUGUAUUUGACAAUAUGUAUUAAGUAGGUACUUGUAAAUCGUGACUAUAAAUUGUAACACGAUGUUUAUUGUCGGUCUUAUCGAUAUGCUUCGACUAAAUAAACAACUACGGUUAUGUAAAGGUAGAACUCGCUUUGUUCAAAUUUUCAUAUGAUUUUUUUUACCUAUAGACUGUAGUUAGCAAAAUAUAUAUCGAUUAAAAAAUGUAAUAGAGAACAUAGCAUAGUUUUUUUUUAUUGUUAUCGCAAAUGUGAUUAAUAUUUCAGCCGUAUAUUAUCACGUACGCAGAAUAAAUGCGCGCCACGGAGACGCAAAUAUUAAAACGUUUAUCAUUCAUAUCUGCUAUGAUAUUGUUUUAUUAUUCAAAUGAGAAUGUGUCGUUGAAACCAUCUCUAUUCCUUUGUUUCCGAUAUUAAGUAAGUGAGACUGAGCUUAUAGAGAACAGUAUUGUUUUUAAGUGCACGAUUUAUUAAACGUCGCGUCGUAAUAAUUCAACAGAAACACGUCACUGAGUAAGGCAACGCUAAACUUUGUCCGAAUACACGAACAAGAAAUUUAGCAGAAAUUCAACCAGAUUCAACAUGAAUAAUAUAUUAUUACGUAAUUUACACUAAUCAGUGCCUCAAAAAUUUAUUUAGUUCUGUAAAAUAUAAAAAAAAAAUUUACCCUUGUCUAACCCUUAGUGUUGCCAAGUCUAAUUCAUUAUCUCUUAUCCCGUACAUUUCGAUGGAUUUAUACACUCCGUUCAACCAAUACAUUGGUAUAUAUUUUCAUGAAUAUAGAAAUAGUAUAAUUAAUUAUAUAAUAAAACCAUGUAAACAUAUAAAAAAUGUCAAUUACUUGUAUAUAUUUCGAUUUUUUAUCAUGUUUUAAUUUAUACAACUUUCGUAUAUCCGUAUUUUGAAUAGAAAAUAGUAAUCAGCCGAGUCCACGUUUUUAUACAUCUGUUACAUUUAUGCUACUAAUGGUUUUUUUACUUAACAGGACAGUAUAUAAUACUAUAAAUUAUAUACGUCGACUGAUCGUGUUACUAAACUUUUUAUAAUCGAUAAGAACUAAUAUCUUUGUAAAUUAUUUCUUAAACAAUGUUACCAAUAACUUAAUCAUGUAUAAAAGUAGUGCUAUCAAUUUAUAUAAAUAAUUAAUUGAAAUAAAAUUACAUUAUUGAUUGUAAGUUACUUAAGUAAUCAAAUAAUUUACUGUGAUAUGAUAAUGACAUAGUAAUAAAGUUCUGUUUAUUUUCUUUACAUAAGGUUUAAUAAAAAGAAUAUCAUUUAAUGAUAAUUUAAACGAUGUUGUUAUAUUUAUGAUGAUCUGAUUGUAUUUCGCAAUAAACCUUACAUUUUGUCAA
Vanessa tameamea is the source of this 3096-nucleotide messenger RNA. RefSeq names its product calcium release-activated calcium channel protein 1 (gene Orai). The coding region runs from base 407 to 1075 and encodes 222 amino acids. The transcript has 4 exons. Gene Ontology annotation, cellular component: membrane. The record is from RefSeq and is a predicted model, not a curated record. NCBI's taxonomy places the organism in Eukaryota, Metazoa, Arthropoda, Insecta, Lepidoptera, Nymphalidae. Gene Ontology annotation, molecular function: store-operated calcium channel activity. Gene Ontology annotation, biological process: store-operated calcium entry.